Molecule: messenger RNA, 1818 nt
Organism: Pestalotiopsis fici W106-1
Lineage: Eukaryota; Fungi; Ascomycota; Sordariomycetes; Amphisphaeriales; Sporocadaceae
Exons: 1
Coding region: 1-1818 (605 amino acids)
Molecular function (GO): glycosyltransferase activity
Source: RefSeq, a predicted model, not a curated record
AUGGCAGACCAAAACACUGUUGUGGCCGACGCAAUCGCUGCGAUCGAGAACCGCGAGUUGACCAGCGACCCGGUCACAAUCAUCAAGCCAGUGGCUCCCGGUGUUGCCGUGGCAGAAAAGGCCGCAGAUGAGAAGAUCGAAACAGCAGUGACCGAAGCUGUACCCCAAGAGGCCCCCGAAACGGAGGAGAAGGCACCUACAACGGAAGAGAAUCCUUCUGCCGAGAGCGAGGCUACAGUAGACCACGUCGAAGCGCCACACUCAUGCAUCUCAUCAGUCACGCCUGUCGAACCUGCAGCUGAGGAAGAAACCACAAAGACUGCCAGUGAGGCUGGAGGCAACAGCAGCGCAGCAAGUGAAAACGAUGGUACAGUCGAUGGCAGUGCACCAAGCGACACCGGCUUAACGGCCGACAGCAGUAUCGUCAGCGACAAUGGUGCCGCCAACGGCCCCAGCAACGAGAAGCCCCUUCUCGCGUUCACAGCACCUCCAGUCAUGGGCCACACGAGCCCACUCCUCCGAUUAGCCACAGAGAUGACGAAGCAAGGAUAUGAAGUCAUCUUCAUGUCCACAGUCCAGUUCAAGGAGGCCAUUAUCAAGGCCGGCGCCGAGUUCUAUGAGUCGAAGACACCCUUCUGUGACUUCAACUACCUGAAGUCGAGACACACACUCCCACCUGGACUCCCCACUCUGUGUGCCGACAUGGAGAAUAUGUUCAUCAAGCCGAUGCUGCCAAGAAGUGCGGAAUUCGGCUCACUGCUUGAACUUGUCCGACAGCGCGACCCUACCCGGGAUGUUGUUGUCGUGACUGAAACCAUGUCGUUGGCCCCGAUGCCGUUCAUCUAUGGAGCCCCAUUGCCAAAGGGCUACGACACAUUUCCCAAGACCAUCAACAUCAGUACCGUGCCGAUUAUGCUGCUCAGUAUUGACACUGGUUUCACUGGACCGUGUCUGCCACCAGACUCCUCCGAGUCGGGUCGCGCCAGAAACAAGAUCAUGAAUGAGAUGCUCGUCAGAGGGCCCAUGGGCGGCACGGACAAAGUGUUCCAUGAGUCGUUGAAGAGCGUUGGUGCGACAUCUGUGCCAAAGGUUUUCUUCCAGAAUGCAUGGCUGGAGUCGUAUGACACGACGCUCCAGUUGUGUGUCCCGGGCCUCGAAUACCCACGAUCAGAUCUUCAUUUGUCCAUCCGUUACUCUGGUGCACUCCCCAAGAGGCCUCUACCUUCCAACUUCCAGUACCCUUCUUGGUGGUCGGAGAUCAAGGCCAAUGCUGAGCUUCCCGCGGAACAGCGCAAGAAGGUGGUCGCAGUCGCACAGGGUACCGUUGCCCUCGACUAUGCCGAUCUUAUUCUUCCUACAAUCCAAGGCCUUGCACACCGGUCAGACGUGAUCACGGUGGCCAUCCUGGGAGUCAAGGGUGCUACUCUGGAAUCUUCUGAAGACUUCGAGAUCCCCGAGAACGUGCGCGUCAUUGACUAUUUUUCGUACGAUGCGAUACUGGAGUAUGCUGAUGUCUUCCUGACCAAUGGUGGUUAUGGAGGUCUGAGCCACGGCGUGCUCAACGGUGUGCCCAUGAUUUUGGCCGGUACUACUGAAGACAAGGCCGAGGUGUGCGCCAGGGGUGAAUACGCUGGUUUUGCCAUCAAUCUCAAGGUGCAGAGGCCGACGAGCACUCAGGUUGGCGAUGCGUGCGACAAGAUCUUCACGACCCCAAGCUACAAGCACAGAGCGUUGAGAUUGCAACAGGAGAAUGAGGAUCUGGAUGCGCUUGCCAUCUUUGAAAGACAAGUGAGCAAGUACGCCAAGACUCAACUGUAA